Molecule: messenger RNA, 1008 nt
Organism: Psilocybe cubensis
Lineage: Eukaryota; Fungi; Basidiomycota; Agaricomycetes; Agaricales; Agrocybaceae
Exons: 3
Coding region: 1-1008 (335 amino acids)
Source: RefSeq, a predicted model, not a curated record
AUGUCGGCCUAUCCAGAUUCCGCGCACGAGAACCACCAAGGCCCACACCCGUCCACGAGCAACCAUCCUCCGCCGCAUUUGAAUGGCCAUAAACGACGUCCAACAGUCGAAUUUCCAAACGGCGACCUCUUGCCCCUGAGCGAUCGUAAUGCCUGGUAUUAUCCGUCCCUUGGCCAUGACUCUGACGAAGAAGAGCUAAGUGUCGGUUUGCCCGAAGGAAAUUGGGGCCACAAGAACACGAAGGGCGCUCGUUGGGUUCGUAGAGGGAAGAUAACAGCUUGGGGUCCUGAAAUGGAGGAUUGGGAGGCUGAACAACGGGCUCGGAAACGUAUUAAGCUCCUCUUGCCCCAAGAACGCCGCUCCCCAUCACCACCUACGCUACCUCAUCUGGCUAGAACACCAUCUCCCCCCCUCGUCUCUCCAUAUCCAGCUCCAAAUUCUCACCAUUUGAACUACUCCACCUUUGUACUGGACAAAUCUAUUACCCACACGUUUCGAUCAAGCCUGCUUGACGAGUUGGAGCAUGCUACAAAUGGUCUUAUUGAAGGGGAGGCUACUAUGAAGAGAGCACUGGGUCGAUUGUGGCAAGUAAUGAGCGAAGACCCCGACGAGAAGUCUGGAGAGUCUUCUGUUGUCCCUAAGCGCGAAGAUGAGGACGAGGACGCGGAUGAUCUGGACGACCAAGCUCGGAGGGUUGCUCGCGCCCCAGACCUCAUCCCAGCUACGCACAAAAUCUUCCUUACACCAUAUCCGACAGAAAGUUCAUCUGGUACUGAACCUCAGUACAAUGUGUCCGAAACACAGUUCAACAGCCUAGAAAAGAACUUGGCAACGCUACGGGAGUUGCAGGAUGACGGACGAGAGUAUGUGGAGCGUCUGCAAGAGAUCCGGGAAGGUCUCGGAGAUGUGAGAGCACAAAGAAAUACGAUUUGGAAUAUGGUUAGGGAGAGGGCGAUAAAGGAGUUACAAGAUGCUGCCUUUGCUACUGUUGCUGCCACUGGGCCAUAA